Aspergillus affinis is the source of this 5193-nucleotide messenger RNA. Its product is annotated as putative endosomal peripheral membrane protein (Mon2). The coding region runs from base 1 to 5193 and encodes 1730 amino acids. Lineage: Eukaryota; Fungi; Ascomycota; Eurotiomycetes; Eurotiales; Aspergillaceae. The transcript has 6 exons. The record is from RefSeq and is a predicted model, not a curated record.
AUGUCCUCCCAGCUCUUGCAGGCGGAGCUCUUGAACCUGAUACAAGAGUCCAAGAGAAAGAAUGCCGACCUGCGACACGCGGCCGAAGAAUCACUCAAUGAGCUGAAAAGCUUGCCAUCGACUUCUGAGUCACAGAUCUCGGCAGAUCUUGUACGGAAGCCGAAAUUUGUCGACCCGUUCAUCUUAGCCUGUCACGCUCGCCAUGCAAGGCUUUCGGGGAUCGGAGUCAUCUGCCUCCAAAGGCUAGUCGCGUCGCGAUCACUACCUUCCCAGAGACUGGAAGAUGUCCUCGGCGGACUGAAAGAAACGACUCACUUGAGCUUGGACAUCCAAUUGAAGAUCCUGCAAACACUCCCCGCGCUAUUGCAGCACUAUUCUGAUGAUCUUGGUGGUGAACUGCUUGUGAGCACACUCGAAAUAUGUGCCACUCUGCAAACAAGCAAGACCCUUGCGCUUUCUAGCACGGCUGCCGCCACGCUUCAGCAGCUAGUUGUUUCAACUUUCGAGCGAGUUCCCAACGAGGACAAAACCUGGGAUGAGUCCAAACCAACAGUAACAGUCAAGGUCGAAGGUAAUCCUAUUAAGAUAGGACACUUUGCACAUGAUGCCUUGCGAGUCUUGGACGAUCUCUGCCGCAUAGUUGAUGGCGAGCAGCUCCAUUUUCUGCGUAUCAAGGCUCUGUCUCCAACGUUCACUCUCGAACUCAUCGAGAGUGUUCUUAUCAACUCUGGCCGUUUAUUUAUUGGGCAUAUGGAGCUCGCGCAAGUUUUGAGACUCCGGCUUAUGCCGAUGAUCGUGAGGUUCUUAUCUGAACGACAUGACUUCGCUUUGACGGUCCGAGUUUGUCGGAUCCUUCUUGUGCUUCUCAAAAGGCACAUGUCCCUCCUCACUGCCGAGUGCGAGAUGGCAUUGGGCCUUCUCACGCAUUUACUUGAACCCGAUGGUACCUCGCCGUGGAAACGAAUUCUUUGCAUGGAGGUUUUCCGUGGGCUAUACGCAGAACCAGGGCUUGUGAGACUCAUUUUCUCACUUUAUGAUGGCAAGGAUGGAAGGAAAUGUAUCCUUAAGGAUCACAUGGCCGCACUUGUUCGUCUAUCGUCUGAAAAGCCCUCGUUGAUUGGUGUUAGUAGCCGUUCUACCGUGCCUUUGCGGACCGAUCAUUCCAGGUCCAUCACCGAAGAGCAAAUUACUCUUGAAGCAGGUGGACUUGCUGGAGUCAUUGGAACCAGUGUUCCAUCCACUGAUGCUAGUGUACCGGGUAUCAGUAGCCAAUGGAGUGUUGUUCGCACGCAGUAUCUGGAAUUGCUCGAUAAGACGGAGCCACCAUCCCCGCCGGAAACAUACAUUUACAGUCUUGUGUUGAAUUGUAUCAGCUCAUUUGCCGAAGGGCUUGCAAGAUUCAUACUUCCGUUGACGGUGCCUGACUUGAAGCAGAAGAGAAAGAAUCGGAUCACAGGUGCCGAUCAAAAUGCAGGACCCACUAGCCCCGUCAGUCCUUCCCACGAAGGUCAAAGGACGAAUUCAAUCAAGAAUGGCCAGAGGUCCGGAGCCAAGAAAACCCCCAUCCCCCUCAACCCGCUUCAAUUAGAGUCUCAUCCCCAACUUGGGGCAAUCAAGACUUGUGCGGGAAUCAUCGAAAACUGCUGGCCUGCUGUUUUGGCAGCGUGCUCAACCUUUCUCUACGCAUCGUUAGAUGAUGACUUUUAUCACAAUCUCGUCCGCUCUUUUCAGAAACUAGCCCAUGUGGCAGGUCUUCUGCGGUUGUCCACUCCCAGGGACGCUUUUUUGACAACACUUGGAAAAGUAACUGUACCAGCCGAGACUGGUGCUGCUAAAACGGGGUCUACCUCGAAAACUGGCUCCACAUCCCUUGCCAACCAAACAACUGAUGAAAAGCGGAAAAGUAUACCAGCACCCACCCUAGGGUCUCCCGUACCUGAGGCCUCUGGAACCGCUUUUGAUAAGACGCCUGUAUCUCUCAGCACCAGGAACCUUCUAUGCUUACGUGCCUUACUUAAUUUGGGAAUUGCUCUUGGCCCUACCUUGGACCAGCCGGCCUGGUCGAUAAUUUUGGGGACACUCCAGGACACAGACCUAUUAAUCGGUAUAGCGUCAACGAAAACAAAUCCCGCCCUCAACAGUACGGCUGAACCAUCAUCCGUCACAGGAAGUGAUGUUCCCAAAGCUAACAUUGGGAACGAGAUCAUUGCCGUGCAGGCAGCCUCAACUAAGCUUCUUGAAAGCACAAGUGACUACCCGGGCAGCUCGUUCCAGGAUCUCUUGGCUGCGUUGUUGAACCUUUCUGAAAUCACCGAGGAAUCCGAUCAACCGGCCACUCCUGACCUCAAUUCGAGUCCUGGCCGGUCGCCGCAUCAACGUCCCGGACUGAUGCGCCAGAACACCCGUCGUGUCUCUCUUGCACUGGGUAAAUCAAAAACCCAGGACGAAGAACUGCGGUUCGUCUUGGAAAAGUGCAAUGAAAUAGGCAGGUCCAACCUGGAGAGACUUUCAUCGCUAGAGGAAAGUGACUGCGCCGCCUGGGAACUUUUGACAGGAAGGCUCAUGUCGAGUGCGGCGGAUAGAGAAAUAAGUCAGAAUCUUCGCCUGCGCGCCAAUGAAGUUCUGAAUAGCCUCAUAUUUCAGACAAUGAAACAGACGGCCGAUGACAUUGAUCAAACACGAAAUUCCCGGCAAAAGAGGAACCUCGAGACACUCAAACAGCAAAUUCAAUUGCUCUAUGAUGCCAGUGCCUGUCGGCAGGGCUCUCCUACUGGGCCUAUCAUCGAAAUACAUAGUCAGAGUUUGGAGACGUUGAAAAGUAUCCUAGAACAAUAUGCGGAGACAUUUGUCGAUGGCUGGUCCAUCGUCUUUGAUCUCAUUUCGAGUGUCUUCGGGGAAUCUGGAACAGAAGGACGCCAAAGAGCGUCGGUCAGCAGUAAAGAUCGCAAAACUUUCCUGUUGGCAGAUUCGCACCAGCUCAUCCGCAUUUCAUACAAGUCUCUGCAACUAAUUGCGUCCGAUUUUAUUGCACUUUUGCCGUUGCCUUGUCGGCUGGACCUUGUGGAGUCGUUUUCGAAGUUUGCUAUACAGCAGCAAGAUUUCAAUAUCUCGCUAACUACGACGUCCUCUUUCUGGAAUGUAUCCGACUUUCUCCAGGGCCAAAUCGAGCGAUUUUCUAUCGAAUCCAGUGUCGACGCUUCGGUCAGCGAGGACAUGCUUGUGAUACUGGCUAAGAACGAAGAUCAUUCUAUCUCUCGAAAUGCCCUCUGGUUAUUACUCCUCCUACGGAUUGUGGACCUUGCUACGGAUAGCAGAUCGGAAAUUAGGAAUUGUGCGGUGCAUACCCUUCUUCGAAUCUUCGACGCCUACGGCCAACAAUUAUCUCCUAAGGCAUGGCGUUUAUGUCUCAACCGGGUUCUUUUUCAGAUGACAGAUGAACUCGAGACCGAGUUGAACUCUGCAAAAAGCACAGGGGCACAGGGUAGCCCAGACGAGCUAAUCUCCUGGGUGGAAACAGCCGUUGUCACGAUCAAAGGGUUCUCGGGUUUAUUGACAAACUUCUUCGAAGCGAUCACCAAGGAUGAGGAAUUCGACCAGUCCUGGAAACGCCUGCUAAACCACUGCCAGAACCUGACAGCGCUCAACUCUUUGGAGCUUAGCGAAGCCGUAUUUACCAGCCUGUCAAAUAUUCUUCUUCGGGUGCAGCCUCCCAAUGUCCUAAGCAAGCAGUCCCUGGAAGCGGCCUGGUUACUAUGGAUUAAAGGCCAUCCCGCCAUCCGAGAAGAUUUGUUGGACCUAGAGCGUCCGAACCAAGACGCCUCGAUAGCCUACUUAAAGACUUUCCAGCAAGUCUAUCGUUUGUAUCAGGACGAAAUGACAAAUUCUCACGUCGAGAAGAUCCUUCAGCACAUUCAGCUUCUGGCAUGGAACUCCAUCUUUCCACGGUAUUCGCCGGACAUCGACCGCCCGUCUAGCUUGCAAGCAUUGAUCGUCGACUGCAUCAAAACGAUUUGUGUGGACAAAGAGGAUUCCCAGGCGGAGAUUCUCACCUGUCUUGCAAAUUUUGCCGAUUCCGCCUUGUCGAGAUGGUCGCCGAACAGUGACUCAAGGGUGCCGACCUAUGUUGCAUUCUCAAAAAGCGUGAUCGACCUUCUGAGUUGGUACAUUGCCGAAUUUGGAAUUAAGAGGCAGGUCUUUGCCAAUGACUCCCUCUCAACUGCUCUGGAGCAUCUCGCAAACCCUGUCUCUCAGAAGUACGAAUGGCCCGGGAAAGACCGCGAGCCUUCCUUAUGGCGAAAGUCCACUACCGCAUCGCUCAGCAUCCUUGAGGUUGCAAUUCCUUACGUGGAGAAGCAGUACGAAGAAUCAAACCAUGCCCAAAUAUCUCGUUUCUGGGCAGUCGUCGUGGAUCUCACCAAUGGCAUAGUCUCUGCUCAAGGAUAUCGAACCGUGGCAAUUCCGCGAGCCAACAUACUCGCCGAUGAGACUUUCGACGUCGAUGCCUUCCAGAGAUUAAAGACGCUGGUCAUCCCAGCCCUUGGAGCAUCUAUCAUCCCGGAUGCCAUCCGGCGCGAUUUCGCCUGCGCCCUGCUGUCCUCAUCCUUCAUUUACCUCCCGCAGCGAUUCGACCUUCCGGCCCAGAACCUGGAGACCGAACCCCUGCAUGACCUCUACCAGGUGCGACCCGGAAGAACCUUCGAUCCCACACCGACCUCGCGCACCAAGAUGGCCUACGCCGUCAUGGACACCUUGUUCGAACUGGCCUCGGCUCUCGCGCCAGAACGGAACCCCAGCGAGCCGCACACUUCUGCACGCAUCCUCCUCGCCCGGUCCAUCUCGCCGUACCUCAUCCUCCGCACCGCCGUCUCCCUGAAGGGGUACAUUGCCGAUCAGCCUCUCCGGGGCCUCAUGCCCCAGCCCACACCCGCGCGCCGAGCCCUUUUGCACUUGCUUCUGGGCAUGGUAAAUCUGCGCAGCGAGCCCACGGCCAUCCCGCAGCCGCCGACGACGAGCCCCAGUCUCGCCGGACUCCCGGGCUCUGCGACGUCAGACGACCAGAGCCACAAGAUGCAUUUAGAAUGGAUUUAUCCUCUCGUAGUGCGGGCGGUGCAGGUGGCAGGCAAGGAAAAAGAUGACGGGGAGGUUCUUCAUGCUCUAGGGAAGGUUCUACAUGAGGUUGGGGGGUAUGCAUAG